This is a messenger RNA of Penicillium oxalicum, 402 nucleotides long. RefSeq lists its product as uncharacterized. NCBI's taxonomy places the organism in Eukaryota, Fungi, Ascomycota, Eurotiomycetes, Eurotiales, Aspergillaceae. The record is from RefSeq and is a predicted model, not a curated record. The coding region runs from base 1 to 402 and encodes 133 amino acids. The transcript is spliced from 2 exons.
AUGCAUCUUGGAAAUAGCGCCGUUGAGGGAGCUACUUCCUAUCGUCCGGGGACAAAGAGAGAGGCUGUUUCACAAUCCAUCGUGCCAGUCUCUGCAGGGAAGUUUCUGCGGGUGCUGCCUUGGUCGCCAAGUGUCGACCGAGCCAAUGGAGACGACCUGGACGGAACUCGGGCCUCGAUGCCAGCAGAGGCCACCACAUAUUCAACACUGAUAAGAGACGGUCGACGACAGGACAUUGGUUCUGGGAUCUAUAAUUCUCCAAGGUAUUCGCCAUUGGGUCUUGACAGCCCGGUGAAUCCGGGGGAGGUUUCAAACCCAGAGAGGAUCACCAUCGGUGAACUUGGAAGGGGGAAGGAGAUUCGGAUCUAUGGAGUGAUACAUCUGCAGGACGUCAGUUAUUGA